This is a messenger RNA of Daphnia carinata, 685 nucleotides long. It is a transcript of the gene AP-2sigma, whose product is annotated as AP-2 complex subunit sigma. The coding region runs from base 1 to 561 and encodes 186 amino acids. The record is from RefSeq and is a predicted model, not a curated record. Gene Ontology annotation, biological process: clathrin-dependent endocytosis; intracellular protein transport. The transcript has 4 exons. Gene Ontology annotation, cellular component: intracellular membrane-bounded organelle; membrane coat; AP-2 adaptor complex. Lineage: Eukaryota; Metazoa; Arthropoda; Branchiopoda; Diplostraca; Daphniidae. Gene Ontology annotation, molecular function: clathrin-cargo adaptor activity.
AUGAAGAAUUCACGAUUCACGCCGUUAGGUGGCUUUUUGUCGGUGUUCCCAGCUGUGGUGGGUGUUUCAUUUGACGGCAUUUUUCCCGAUAUUCUUUUGUCGCAUUCUUUCAAAUUACAAAGACUUAGCGACAUGAUUCGUUUUAUUUUGAUCCAAAAUCGUGCCGGCAAGACGAGGUUGGCAAAAUGGUACAUGAACUUUGAUGACGAUGAGAAACAAAAACUGAUUGAAGAAGUGCACGCCGUUGUUACAGUCAGAGAUGCAAAACACACAAAUUUUGUUGAGUUUCGCAACUUCAAAAUCAUCUAUCGGAGGUAUGCUGGCCUUUAUUUCUGCAUCUGUGUAGAUAUCAAUGACAACAACCUAUGCUACUUAGAAGCCAUUCACAAUUUUGUUGAAGUAUUGAAUGAAUAUUUCCACAAUGUCUGUGAAUUAGAUCUGGUGUUCAAUUUUUACAAGGUCUACAGUGUGGUUGAUGAAAUGUUUCUAGCUGGAGAAAUCCGAGAAACCAGUCAAACCAAAGUUUUGAAGCAGCUUUUGAUGCUCAGUUCUCUGGAGUGAAUCACAAACAUUCUCAUUUAAAAUAUUCCUUUAAACCCAUCUGAAUCGUUAGGUUGAUGUCUCGAUGAUCGUUCGUCUCUGUAUUUUUGUUUGUUUUGCUACCCUGUACAAGAUGUUAAACUCA